AUGGGCGGCUUUUCGUACGGUUACGACCAAGGAGUCAUCUGUCUUAUUCUGGUCAUGCCACAGUUCCGAGCUCAAUACCCUCAGGUUGACCCGUCGGCGGCGCACUAUGGAUUCAAUACUGGCUUCAUGACUGGCAUGCUCCUCCUCGGGGGUUUCGUGGGCUGUCUCUUCUUCCCUUACGUCGCCGACAAACUGUCUCGCAAAUGGGCUUUGAGCGUUGCGGUCGCAUUCUUCGACGUCGGCGCGAUCAUCCAGACUGCAGCGCCAAAUUACGGCACGCUCAUUGCCGGACGUGCGAUCGGUGGAAUCGGGGUGGGCACGCUCGCCAUGGGCGCACCUCUUUAUAUCUCCGAGAUCUCGCCUCCGGAGAUGCGUGGCUCGUUGCUCACGCUCGAAGAGCUUUUUAUCGUUGUUGGCGCCAUUUUAUCCUACUGGGUGACCUACGGAACUAAAGAUUUGGCCGGCGAUGCCGCUUUUCGUGUGCCGUUUGGUCUUCAAAUGCUGCCGGCGACGCUGCUUGGCGUUUGCAUCCACUUCUUCCCUUAUUCUCCACGGUGGCUUGUUAUGGCCGAUCGGCAUGACGACUCGCUUCGGUCUCUGUCCAAACUGCGUUGUCUCCCAGCCGAAGAUCACCGGGUGCAGGCCGAGUGGCGCUCCAUCAUUGGAGAAAUCGCCUUUCAGCAAGACCUUGCUGGCCGGAAGCAUCCGGGACCAUCGGGAACGAAGCUGGAGCUUCUCAGAUGGCUGGACCUGUUCAAGCGCGACACCUGGAAAAGGACUGUCGUUGCCUGUGGCAUCUGUUUCUUCACGCAAUUCUCCGGAAUUAAUGCGUUCGUGUACUAUGCGCCGACGCUCUUCACCAGCCUUGGUCAAGACUACCACAUGAGUCUGAUUCUGUCGGGCAUGAUCAAUAUAGGGCAAUUUGUUGGCGUCGCACCUGCAAUGAUUUUCAUGGAUAACAUUGGCCGCCGUAGGAUGGCAAUUUGGGGUGCAGUCGGGAUGAUGAUCGCCCAUGCGACCAUGGCGGGUAUAUACGGCGCAUACGGCCACGACUGGCCUGCGCAUGUAGCAGGGGGAUGGGCUUGCGUCGCUUUCGUCUACGUAUACGUUGUGGUCUUCGGUCUUUCUUAUGGGCCACUCAUCUGGACAUUGCCUUCCGAGGUCUUUCAGAACGUGCACAGAGCCAAGGGCGUGGGCCUUGCAGUCGCUAUCAGCUGGCUGGCUAAUUUCAUUAUUGGCGUGAUCGUCCCGCCGAUGAUUGAGUCCAUCAAGUACGGAACGUUCAUUUUCUUCGCCGCCUUCUGCGCUGUUGCGGCGAUGUUUUCAUACUUCCUCGUGCCUGAGACGGCGAACAAGACAUUGGAGGAGCUGGACGAGGUACUGCAGUAG
This is a messenger RNA of Recurvomyces mirabilis, 1389 nucleotides long. RefSeq lists its product as uncharacterized. Bases 1 to 1389 code for a protein of 462 amino acids. NCBI's taxonomy places the organism in Eukaryota, Fungi, Ascomycota, Dothideomycetes, Mycosphaerellales, Teratosphaeriaceae. Gene Ontology annotation, cellular component: membrane. Gene Ontology annotation, biological process: carbohydrate transport; transmembrane transport. The record is from RefSeq and is a predicted model, not a curated record. Gene Ontology annotation, molecular function: carbohydrate:proton symporter activity. The transcript is spliced from 6 exons.